GGAAAAUAUGAAGGCGGACAGCGGAAGCCCGCCUACCCUAAAGAAGAAUUAUUUCCGGCGUGGGGUGAUUUGUUUGACGUCAGUUAAUGGCGGUCGCGUACAGCGUUGUCUGUCAACAUCUUCACGGUCUUCAUUGUUGGGUCAUGUGCCGUGGUGUUUGGAAAUUCACGGUUUAAGGCGAGGCGAAAAGGACGUAAACGUUGAGAAUGGAUGACAGAGUCGGAGAGAUAGGCAGCGGGUGUGAAGUAGCGGAGCUCCGUCUUCAGGUGGUGUCGUUGAAAGAAGAGCUCAAAGAGUGCAAAGUUGAGCUGGCCAAGUUGCAGAAGCAACUGAGCCAUUCCGAAAGACUGCAGAGGAGCACAGAGAGCUACAACGAGGACUUGAGGAAGCAGGUGAAUCAGCUGAGCGCAGAGAUUCAUGAGUGGAAGAAAAAAACUAAAGAGAAAGUUCAGGCUGAAACUCAAACCGAAGAAUAUGUUUGGAGUGAAACAGAUUAUUACAACUACUACUAUGGUGACUACUAUCAGAACACCGAGGCUGUGGACUCCCAUGAAAGUGUGGGGGCCACUCAAGCGAUGGAUGUGGCCAGUGGAGGUGACUCAGCAGAGGCUGCAAAAGAGGAGGAGGCAAACACAACAGCAGGCACAGUUGCAGAUCUGUCUGCUCAACCUGCAGACGUGUCUGCUCAACCUGACAGCAGUGUGGUAGCCACAGCAGAGGGUGAUGCAGCGUCCAUUGCUGACAUGUUGAGAGCCACGGCUGAAGAGGCCAUGACACAGACAAGCUUUGUCUUUGACGAGACAACUGGCAUGUACUAUGACCACACCACUGGUUUCUAUUACGACUCGGUCAGCCAGCUGUACUAUGAUGGCAACACAGGCAUUUACUACUACUAUGACGCAGAAAGUGGACGCUAUCAGUUUCAUUCCAAAAUUGAGGUUUCUGCUAUGCAGACCGGAGACCAAGAUGAUUGUACAACUCAAAAGAAAGGCAGAUGGUACAGGAGAGGUGUGAAGAAAUCUUCACACUUUGAUAAGGAGUUCACAUUUGAUGAGGUCAAGUCAGAGGAAGACGAACACCAGUCAAAGCGCACGUCAGAAUCCCGAAAAACAAGACGCCGAUCGCGCAGCUCUGAGUCACGAGGAAAAGACUCCAAAAGGCGUGGGGAGAGGGACAAGUCUUCUUCCAAGAAAAAAAAGCAUAAAAGUGGUUCAAGCCACGAUGAGAAGAGACGGUCAAAGAAGAAAAAGAAGAGAUCCAAGUCGGCAUCGCGCAAGAAGCAGCGGAGCUCGCCUACUCGCAGCAAUGACUUGGAGGGUAACAGUGAGGCUGAGGAGGGGGAGCUCACAGAGUCUGAAAAGGAGCAGUGGGAGUCUCCCCCCUCUGUGUCACAUUCGCCAAGUUCGCCGUGCAACCACACCCCAGAGUCUGAGAUGGAGACUCAGUGUCGGGCAGAGCUAUGGCCACCCUGUGUGAGAGUCACCGUAGUCCGCUCUCCAGUGCUGCAGGUUGGCACGUUGUUUAUCAUCACAGCUGAUUCUGCGGCCACCAUUGGAAGAGAGAAAGACAUGGACCAUGCAAUUCGCAUACCAGAAAUGGGAGUUAGCAAGUUCCAUGCCGAGGUGUACUUUGACCAGCAGCAGCAGAGUUACAUGCUUGUGGAUCAGGGGAGUCAGAACGGAACGGUUAUCAACGGCAAUAGAAUCUUGCAGCCCAAAACCAAGUGUGAGCCCCACCCACUAACGCAUGGCGACGAGGUAAAGAUGGGGGACACGGUGCUGUCUUUCCAUAUCCAUGCAGGGACCGACACGUGUGAUGGCUGUGAGCCCGGCCAGGUGAUGGCUCACCUCAGCAAGCACAAGAGAGAGGAUACGCCAGGGCCAACUGCAACCAAAGAGGAUAAAGAAGCGCAAAGACAGAAGGAGCUCAAGUCAAUGAAAGCCAAAUAUGGCCUCCAGAGUAAUGAGUUUGAAGAAGGCAAAGCCCUGAGAAACCCUAAGUACAAGGACCGAGCUGAAUCUCGACGGCAGACUGUGGGCAGUGAGGGUCUUUUCCAGCAAGAUGAUGCCCCUGCUUCUGUUCAUGUGGAGAUCAGCGAAGUCAAUAAAGGAAGGAAGAUGCUGGAAAAGAUGGGCUGGAAGAAAGGAGAAGGAUUGGGUAAAGAGGGAACUGGGAUGAAGGAUCCGAUUCAACUUAAAAUCCGGAAGGCCCAGUCAGGUCUGGGAGCGUCUGGCACCAUGUCUCUAGACGACGCCUCGCUGACCAGGUCAAAAUCCCAAAAGAACUGGGAGAAAGCUCGUGAGAGAUUUGCCGACUCGUGCCAAGGGGACACGCCAUCGUCCAAAACGCAGUGUGCGUCCCCCAAAGCCUGGAUCAAAGCGGAGCCCGAGGCAGCGGACCCUCAUCCUGGGGUUGAUCCAGAGACCCAAAGUUAACCAGAGGGGCCAGAUUCAGAAUACAUGAAUUCUUGCUCAAACUGAAUCUGACCUCAGCGAUCCUACAUUAUCUUGCUGAAAAAUCGCUCAGUGAAAAGAAGAACCCUCAGUCUGUGGGUCCGACCAGUACAGUGCUAUAUUGCCACUGUGGUGGUCAUGGAUUGCCUUAAGCAAAUAUUGACACACUGAGACUAUAUUUCUUGCAGUGAGGUCACACCGCGAGGAGAUAACUAAACUAACUAAAGACUUGCUCAGAUGUGCAGCCAGCGCAACACUCAUGAGCCAACUGUAACACAAUUCCAACACAUGACCCUAACAUCUCCGUGACGGUGUAUAUUAAUAGCAUGACUGAAAUAUUUGCUUUUAUUUUUAUGUUGCGCAUAAAAUGUCCGAGAGAAAACGUUUGAGUUUGUGAUUUUUUUCUCCUUCUGCUUUUGACUUUGUUGCUACUGGUGCUCAGACUCAUUCAGACAUAACACCUUCACACGCACAUACUUCUUAACAGUCAGCAAGGGUGUUUGCAGUCCUAUCUUUGCGCUGAUGUUGAUAGUGUGUGAACAGUUGCACGUGUACACUCUGACAGUUCAGUCUCUCACACUAGAAUAAUUUCAUCAAUGUCAGAGGCAGCCGCUAGUUUACAAGUGUGAUGUAAGUCUACGAAGAACAAUGAUUGGUUUCUCAUUAAAAUAAAUGAUUAAAGCUAAGCAAGAGGGACAGAGAAGAGACAGCGUCUGUGGUUCAACAUAUCACUGACGAAACACACUCACGUGACACUAUCUGUCUGACUCGUGCCGCUGGCUCCCCGGAUGCUCUUUUGACUUAUUGUGCCUCCCAUUUUGAUCUCAGUGUCCAACCAACAUGGACGCAGCCUCCCGUUUUCCUGACUUGAGAUAUAUGCUCUUCUGUGCUUCUCAACACCUCACAAUGCUGCUCUCAAACCUCUCCGACACUUGACAGGUGACUCCCUUCCGUCUUUGCUUUCUCCCUCACACUGUUGCCUUCCCACGUCUCCUCCCUCAUUUCAGCUGUAUAAUCUGCAAGUCAACAAUAAGCUUGUCAUAUUGGUUUUGAACAUGGGCGGAGUGUCGUGACAAUCUUGAUGUGACUCAUAAGAUUAAAAGAGAAAACGAUUUCUUGUUUGAUGA
Molecule: messenger RNA, 3580 nt
Organism: Syngnathoides biaculeatus (alligator pipefish)
Lineage: Eukaryota; Metazoa; Chordata; Actinopteri; Syngnathiformes; Syngnathidae
Gene: aggf1
Product: angiogenic factor with G patch and FHA domains 1
Exons: 16
Coding region: 207-2435 (742 amino acids)
Biological process (GO): vasculogenesis
Molecular function (GO): protein binding; nucleic acid binding
Source: RefSeq, a predicted model, not a curated record